Messenger RNA from Acaulospora morrowiae, 165 nucleotides. Lineage: Eukaryota; Fungi; Glomeromycota; Glomeromycetes; Diversisporales; Acaulosporaceae. The record is from the annotation of a GenBank genome assembly.
GAAAAUUUCAAAAAUAGGCUGAGUGUUUGUGGUUCAAGUUAUCUGGGAGUUAGUAUCAAUGACUGUGUUUUUAAUUCUGCAAAGUUGGCCUUGAACUUGCUUAAUAACAACAAGAAAGACGUGGUCGUCACUGGAUUAGAAAGAGUUGACGUAAAGAUAGAAUAG